Argiope bruennichi is the source of this 1543-nucleotide messenger RNA. RefSeq names its product 2',3'-cyclic-nucleotide 3'-phosphodiesterase-like. Gene Ontology annotation, biological process: cyclic nucleotide catabolic process. The record is from RefSeq and is a predicted model, not a curated record. Gene Ontology annotation, cellular component: membrane; cytoplasm. Bases 128 to 1444 code for a protein of 438 amino acids. NCBI's taxonomy places the organism in Eukaryota, Metazoa, Arthropoda, Arachnida, Araneae, Araneidae. Gene Ontology annotation, molecular function: 2',3'-cyclic-nucleotide 3'-phosphodiesterase activity. The transcript is spliced from 6 exons.
UUCGGUUUCAGUUCGGUUUUUGAAGUUUCAAUUCGGAAUUCCGAAUUUGGAAUGAUUGUUAUGUUGAUAAUGUGAUAGAGGUUGUAUCACAGGAAAACUUACUGAAGAAUUUCUAUAAGAUAAAGAAAUGGAUAAUCCAUCUUCUUUUGCUGAAAAAUAUGUCCCUGGUUCUGACGCCGAUUCAAGUGACAUAUUUAAAUUCCCAUAUACCAUUGAUAGAGAAACUAUAGACUUCCUUAGGGAACAUGGCAGAAUAAUGUUUAUUAUUCGAGGUCCUCCUGGUACCGGAAAAGAUUCUUUGAGUAGUAUGCUGGCUGACUGUUAUAAAAAUGCUUCAGUUUUUUCAGCUGAUUCAUAUUUCAAUGACACAUUUGCUAAAUCUAAGAGAGACAGCUCAAGCUUGAAAAAGUCUCAUGAAUUUUGCCAAAAGAAAGUUCAUAAUGCUUGCAUUAAAGGAAUCCAUCCAAUCAUCGUGAAAAAUACCCACAUAAAGAAAUUUGAAGUACAGAAAUAUGUGGACUUUGCUGCUGAGUAUAACUAUACUAUUAUCAUGGCUAUUACAACUCACAAAAUGAAAGUGACUCCAGAGAUUCUUGCUAAAAGCAAUACUAAGGGAUUAAGUGUGAGUUAUUUCCAAAAACGUUUGAAGCAGUGGGAAGAUUUCAUUCCAGUUAAUACUGGUUGGUUUUUGAAUAUACAUGAUUCAUCUUUCCUUCUGAAGCAAGUGCAAAUUUAUCUAAAUUCUUUAUUGAGAGACGGAAAGUUCUGUCGAGUAUUUGAUAUUUUUGAUGAAGGCCAAUUUCGAGGAUAUUUCAAACCCAGAAAGUUGCUGUACUGUAUAGCUGCUUGUGGAAAGAAUAACACACCUGAUGAAAUAAGACCAUAUUACCAGAGUGAUUCUGUGAAGCAGCAUUAUGGUGAAUGUUUCCCAAUAGUUAUACAAGGAUAUAUUGUAACAUUAUCUUAUGUUGCAGCUCUGAUUUAUUUAAAUAAAACAAUGAGAAAUCUUGUGUUCAUGAAGCAUAAUGAUUUUGUUUCCACUGAAGAUGAUGAGGUUGACAUGCUUACAUCUGCUCUAGCCUCUGUUCAGAUAUCAAAUGACAAUUUCAAAAAACAUUGCUCUACAACAAAAUUUGAAUAUUCAGCUAAAUCUACUUUUCACCAGAAAGAAGAUGAAAUAAGAGAAGAUAUUGAUAUCAAUAAUUGUAGCUACUUGAUCCUGGCUCAACAUAAUAAGGAUGAAGCCAAACCACCAAGGGAGCUGAUUAAUUUAUUUUCUGAAUUAUUAAGCAAUGAAGCGGAUGGAGAUGGAAUAAUAGAAUUAAAUAAGAUGAGAUUAAUGGAGGGAAGAUUUAGAUAUUGUAGAUUACCUGAUAAUGCUUGGCUAAUCAGACCUUCUACAGAUUUGUAUUUCAAAGCUGUUUUUACUGGAUUAUAUGUAUAAAUCAUGCUUGUUAUGUGAAUAAUGAAAUUGUUUUAAUAUUAUUAAUUGAAUUUUAAAUAUUUUACUCAUUAAAUUUCAAGCACAUCUUUUUUGUUAUUA